Messenger RNA from Fusarium graminearum PH-1, 1924 nucleotides. RefSeq lists its product as uncharacterized. Gene Ontology annotation, cellular component: plasma membrane. Lineage: Eukaryota; Fungi; Ascomycota; Sordariomycetes; Hypocreales; Nectriaceae. The record is from RefSeq and is a predicted model, not a curated record. The coding region runs from base 379 to 1488 and encodes 369 amino acids. The transcript has 3 exons.
GGUGCGGUACAGGAGCGAGCUGUGCUGCGCAACAAGGGAAGGAAGCUUAGGUUGUGUCGGGUCCGGUGUUACUGCCAACAAGGUUGACAGACGUCACCUCACGCCCUUGGCGUUUGUAAGAACCAAUUCAAUUCCAAUUCAAUCGAAACGAAGGAGGGUGGUCAAGAGUUGACCCGACCAGAUUAAAUAUCUCCCUUCCCCCGCCCCAAAUCUCGAAACACUUUGUCUCUGAUACUCAUACCAACCAAGUCAUCAAAACAUUUGAUCUUCAAAAACAUCUGAUCUUCUCAGUAUCACGCAACUUUCUUGAUCAGCAACAACCAACACUACUCAGUAUUAAACAUCCUUCCCGACUAAACACAACAAACACAAUUCAACAUGUCGUCCACUGAGGGCAUGAUCAACGGCGGAAGCUCAACCGCCAACUCAAAGGCUCCCGCUCCCGCAUAUGAUCCCGAGCACACAACCGAGCAUACACAUGCUUCCACCGAAGGCAAUGGAGGCUUCAUCUCCCAGAACAAGAUGACUGUUGUGCCCCCCAAGAAGGAAGACCUCCAGCGCAAGUAUGCCACUGUUGUUGAACAGGAGGCCGGUGACAACGACUGGUACGGAGGCAUGAUGAACGUUCUCGGAGGUAUCGUCGGAACCAUGGGCGCUAUUCCCUGCUGCAUCAUCUGUCCCAACCCUUACAAGGAAGUCCACCAGGGCAACGUUGGUCUUGUCACCAAGUUUGGAAAGUUCUACAAGGCUGUCGAUCCUGGUCUGGUCAAAAUCAACCCUCUCAGCGAGAGACUUCUUCAGAUCGAUGUCAAGAUUCAGACCACCGAGGUUCCAGAGCAGAUCUGCAUGACCAAGGACAACGUUACCCUUCGCCUGACCUCCGUCAUCUACUACCACAUUGUCUCUCCUCACAAGGCUGCUUUCGGUAUCAACAACGUUAAGCAAGCUCUUAUGGAGCGUACUCAGACCACUCUCCGUCAUGUUGUCGGUGCUCGCGUCCUUCAGGAUGUCAUUGAACGUCGUGAGGAGAUUGCUCAGUCAAUUGGAGAAAUCAUCGAGGAUGUCGCUGCCGGAUGGGGUGUUCAGGUUGAGAGUAUGCUCAUCAAGGAUAUCGUUUUCAGUCAGGAGUUGCAGGAGUCUCUCUCCAUGGCUGCUCAGAGCAAGCGUAUCGGUGAAAGCAAGAUCAUCGCUGCCAAGGCCGAGGUUGAAUCCGCCAAACUCAUGCGACAGGCUGCCGACAUCUUGAGCUCGGCUCCUGCCAUGCAGAUCCGAUACCUCGAGGCUAUGCAGGCGAUGGCCAAGUCCGCCAACAGCAAGGUCAUCUUUCUGCCUGGUGCAAGCCAGAGCAUGGGCGGCGCCCUCAAUGCCGCCCUGACCAACGAAACUGGCGAGUCCAGUGGCAACAACUUUGGCGGACAGCAAGACUUUGGAGGUCAGGACCCAGGUUUCCAACAGGCUAUGAACGCCCGCGUUGUGGAGAACAUCUAGAUGCAGAUGCUCUCCCAUCGUGCCUUUCAAUUUUGAGGUGAUGGUUGGCUAACGCUUGAGGGUUUCCCGUUUCGGGAUUUAGCCUGGUCUACUUGAUUCCGAAAGCAUCGUUCCGACUGCUCUCUUCUCGUCUUCAUCAGCGCUAUACCCCGGCGUCAACCUCCCAACUCAACUAGUUAGCCUGGCCCAUUUUUGCUUUUUCCCCAACGCUACUCUCUGAUACCCGUCUCGACAACUCGCUACCACUUCUUUUGGUAUUUUGUAACUUCAGUGUAUGUAUUUUACUCUUCUAUUCUUUGGACAAGGUGGCGGUGGAAUAAGGUGGUGUAGCUUUGUGCUUGCUAUUCUCAAGGAUACCCUUUGUUUGCUCAGGUGAGCGCUUAAUGAGGACUGGAACUCUGGAUGAUGAUGGAUGGCUACAAUACCCAAUCGCUAC